Molecule: messenger RNA, 2166 nt
Organism: Durusdinium trenchii
Lineage: Eukaryota; Dinophyceae; Suessiales; Symbiodiniaceae
Source: the annotation of a GenBank genome assembly
AUGAUCCCGAAUGGCCCGCUGCGGGUGCGUCCCGCCGCCACGGUUGUUUGCAUCCGCGGUGCCGGCGCGGCGGCCAAAGCCGCGGACGCGGCCGGUGGCACGUUGAGCCUUGAGGAGCGGGCCAAAAACCACGUCCAGGAAGCCACCCGGAACGAGGGCCCCGGCAGCCAGCUGGGCUCCGACGCCUCGGCGCGGAUUCGAGUGCUCUUUGGGGAGAAGGCAAAGCGCCGGGCCCUGGCCUCAGCGGUGUGUGUGCUCGCCACGGCGGAGGCCCUCUUCCACUCCAACUGGGAGGUCCUCAUGGGCCAGGGCGAGGUUCAGAACUGGAUCCGCAGCCGACCGGAGAAGGAGGUGCCCAUGCGCUACCCCGGGGAGUGGAAGUUCGCCGGUGGCGUCGUAGACCAUGGCGAGACACCACGUCAGGCGGCCAUGCGUGAGCUCGAGGAGGAGUUUCAGGUGAAGGUGGCACUCACCGAGGCCACGUGCAAGCUCCGCUUGCUCAGCGUGAAGCAGACCAGGCCCAUUCGGAACGUCUCCAACAUCAUGUUCAACUACGUGGCUGCAGCAGAGGAAAACCCGUGGCUCCAGGAGUUGAACGUGCAGGAGGUGAACGCCUCACUGGCGCAACGGCGCAAGAGCUUCGCUGAAGCAGUGGAAGGUGGCAACUUCUACACCCUGGGAAAAGAGGAGCAAGAGAACCUGGCACCGGAGAUUCAUCAGGAGUACCGGGAAGCCUUUCAGUACCGUUGGACGGAGAACGUCCUUUUGAGCUCGGUACUCACGUUAACGCCGGGACCGAACACAUUGACCAUCGACGGACAGGAGGUGGUCAUCGAUUUGCCGGCAGAGGAUCGUGGGAUCCGUGGAGUCUUCUGGGCUGAUCCCUGCUUUUCAUCUCGGUACGUGAAUUGUGCCUUCGGGCAGACCUUUCAGACCUUGGAGCGCUCGACGCGCAUGCUGAACGCGGCCUUCGAGGAUGACAGCUUGGACCUCUUCGGAGUGCUCGGGGACAACUUCUACGACCAGAGCGGAGAGCUCACCCAAGAGUUCUUCAGCCGUGUUUCGCUGAACGUGAAGCGUCGCUUCUGGCUGAUGGUGAAUGGGAAUCACGACAACUGGGUGUGUGGAUUUCCAUUCUGUGGCAGCUCCAGCGAUGACUUCGGUAUUGGGCAGAUGCAGUAUUACCCAAUGGAUACCGUAGCAUCAAAGAAUGAUCGCAUUUUUUCGUUUGACAUUGACCCUGAUCGGAACAAGCAGUGGAACCAAUUCUUGAACAAUGGGACCAACUUCCUGUUCUACCACAAGCUUGGAAAUGUUGGCUUCUUGGGAUACACUGGCGCUGCUGACUUUGCAGAAACCUUGCCGCAUUUGCAUGCAGCCUGCGAAUACUUCGCGGUGAGUCAGCCAGAGGUGAUCUUCCUCCUGGGCCAUUGGAACAACGAAGGAUUAGGAUGUUCUCAGGGCAUGUCGGUGCCUGAGAUCCACUCGACGCUGAUGCAGAUCCCAGGCUGCUCCGCCUUUGGAAGGCGAGGCAACUAUGUGCAGGCGAAAGAUGAGCAAAGCGCGUACGGCUUCAUGAUUGGCGGCCAUGGCAUGGCCGACGCCAUGUGUGCCCCGCAGUAUGGCUUUGCUUACCUGGACACCACUGGGGAUCGGAUCCGGCUCUAUUACUUUGAAGUGGGUCGCAGUGGAGUUUGGGGCAUCGUGGUUGGCGCCGUUCUGGGCGUUCUCCUGGGUGCUUUGCUGGGCUUUUGGGGAGUUGGCACUGCCAUCAGUGUGCAGUGGCUGGACAUGCGUUCGGCGGUGCUGCAUGCCUUCACCAGCAUGAACGGCUCGCUCUUGCCCGUGAACGACUUCCAGAAGCAGGAAUUUGAUCGCCUGGGCCUCCAGCGGAGAGAUCCCAUGUUCCUCACCAUGGUCACUCUACUGGAGGUGGACUCCUUUCCCUCACUCCGGAGCUUGGUCUCCUACUCCGAAAGCUUAGAUCCAGACGAGGAAGUUCGUCGCAUGCAAUGGCUUCGGGAUGGCAUGACGCCCGAAGAGGUCAUGGCCAAGCUGAAGACCAGCAAUGCUCCAGCGCAGGUGGUGGCCAUGUUCCGCACCGCAGAGGAACGCGGCCGGCUCUGGGAGCAGAGGAUGAAGCAGGAGCAAACUGCUCGCCUUUGA